GUUGUUUCAUUGCUAGGUUUGAGGACAUUGGAGUUCCAGCCACAAUGAUUGAGGUGGUUUGCAAUGACCAUCUAGGAAAGAAAGUCCGCGUUAAGUGCAACACCGAUGACACUGUCGGCGACCUGAAGAAACUGAUAGCGGCUCAAACUGGCACCCGCUGGAAUAAGAUCGUUCUUAAAAAGUGGUACACGAUUUUUAAAGACCACGUGUCUCUGGGAGAUUAUGAGAUCCACAACGGGAUGAACCUGGAGCUUUAUUACCAGUAGAGGGGACUCCUCCCCUCCUCCCCUCGUCUCCCUGCUCUGCCCUGCCUUCCCCUCCCUCCCUCAUUUGACACUGGUAUAGAUGGUCAUUUUUAACAGUUCACAUGAAUAAAACUUUGCUGCUGCUUU
Rattus rattus (black rat) is the source of this 392-nucleotide messenger RNA. RefSeq names its product ubiquitin-like protein 5. NCBI's taxonomy places the organism in Eukaryota, Metazoa, Chordata, Mammalia, Rodentia, Muridae. Gene Ontology annotation, biological process: mRNA splicing, via spliceosome; protein modification process. The record is from RefSeq and is a predicted model, not a curated record. Bases 45 to 266 code for a protein of 73 amino acids. Gene Ontology annotation, molecular function: protein tag activity; protein binding. The transcript has a single exon. Gene Ontology annotation, cellular component: nucleus; cytoplasm.